AUGGAUGGAACUUGGGUUCUUAUUUUGCUUGCUCUGGUGAUGCUCGUGGGGUCCUAUAUAGCUGGAAGCAUACCUUUAAAUGUCUCCAUGUCUGAGGACAAACUCCAAAAAGUCACAGUAUUCGGUGCAGGACUUUUAGUUGGAACAGCUUUAGCGGUGAUCAUCCCUGAAGGAGUUAGAUCACUGUUCAGUGAACGAUCGCACCCCACUGUUGUGACUAAAGACUUUACUGCCGAACCGCCUGACCAUCAUGAUGACCUGCAUUCGGUUAUUGGAAUAUCACUUGUUUUAGGUUUCGUGUUUAUGUUACUGGUGGAUCAAAUGUCAGCACGGUUCAACGACCAGAGUAACCCGAUCGAGAAAAAUGUGACAGCUACCGUUGGGCUGGUUGUACAUGCUGCUGCGGACGGUAUCGCUUUGGGUGCUGCGGCUACCACGUCCCAUGCUGAUGUGGAAUUGAUUGUAUUCUUAGCCAUCAUGUUGCAUAAGGCGCCGGCCGCCUUCGGACUUGUCACUUUCCUGUUGCACGCUGGACUUGAGAGAAAUAGAAUACGAAAACACCUCCUAAUAUUCUCUUGCGCAGCUCCCCUCCUCGCAUUGCUAACAUACUUCGGUAUUGGCAAUGAAAGUAAACAGACUCUGAGUGAUGUUAACGCAACUGGGAUAGCGAUGCUCUUCUCAGCUGGCACAUUCCUCUACGUAGCCACAGUUCACGUGCUACCAGAAUUGACCCACCCACAGUCCCAUACACACACCUUACUACCCAUGCAGGAUGGUUUAACACCAAAAAAGGGCUUCGGAGGUCUUCUACUAUCAGAAAUGAUUAUUUUAACCAUAGGAGCCCUUCUGCCUCUCCUACUUACCAUGGGUCAUAAACACUGA
Messenger RNA from Arctia plantaginis, 882 nucleotides. Lineage: Eukaryota; Metazoa; Arthropoda; Insecta; Lepidoptera; Erebidae. The record is from the annotation of a GenBank genome assembly.